AUAAAUGUUUGAAUGCUUUUUUUAAAUCAUUGUAAGUAUUUUAAACGGCCAGGAGGCGACAGUGUAGACCGUACACCGCCAGCAAGUCGAUGACGUGUAUAGAAGCCAAUCCCACAUUUAAAAGGAUCACCAUUUGUGUCAGUUCUUUGUUAGAAUGAAACGCAGUUCGAAGACAGAUGGACAUAAUGGCACAAGAUUUGGGCUUUCUCACUUUCGUUUGUGUUCAAUGAACGAACGGGACGUGAUUUAAGGAUCUAUGCGUUGUUCUUGUUACUGGAAUUAUGUAUCUGCCGGGAAGAAAGACCUCCAUCUGGAUAUAUCUGCUUGUUGUCUUGGAGUGUAACUGUGGAGCGGUAUCCGCACAGCUGUCGUAUUCGGUAUUUGAGGAGGUAAACCUUGGGACUUCUGUUGGGAAUAUUGCCAAGGAUCUGAACCUGAAUGUGCAGGAAUUGGAGUCGCGUAUGUUUCAGAUCGUUGCUGGCUCAAAGAAAAAGUAUUUUGAUGCAAAUUUGAAAACGGGUUUUCUUUACGUCAGCGAGAGAAUAGACCGAGAGGAGCUUUGUGCUAAAGCUGCAAAAUGCACCAUAAAUGUGGAGGCUGUGAUUAAUAAUCCACUGAAACUUUAUCGUAUCGAGAUUAAUGUUAUUGACAUAAAUGAUAACCCUCCCUCUUUCAGCGCCAAAUCACAGACUAUUGAUAUAGCAGAGAGCAUAUUGCCGGGUGCUACAUUCCCUGUGCUGUCAGCCUACGAUGCCGAUGUAGCAAGAAACAGUAUCAAUACUUACAAGCUAAAUCCAAAUGAGUAUAUGUCUUUAGCUGUGCAUAGAGGAGAGAGAGUGUCAGCCGAGUUAGUGCUUCAGAAAGCGUUAGACCGAGAAAAGCAAGCUUUAAUUAAACUCACACUAACCGCUGUAGAUGGAGGAACACCUCCUAAAUCAGGCACUUCAGAGAUAAUUAUUAAUGUUUUGGAUAACAACGAUAAUAUACCGACCUUUACGAAAUCAUUGUAUAAAACAAGCAUGAAAGAAAAUGCUCCUUUUGGCACGACAGUAGUAACGGUGACUGCAAAUGACGCCGAUGAGGGGACAAACAAAGACAUUGUGUAUUUACUGAAUUCUAAGGAUCAGGACCAGGUUUUUGAUUUUUUUGAAAUUGAUUCAGAAACGGGAAUAAUAACCGUUAAAGGAAAUAUUGACUUUGAAAAAAAUGCUGCCUUUGAAAUUCGUGUGCAGGCUGCUGACAAAGGCCAGCCCCCAUUAACAGCACAGUGUAAAGUACUCGUGGAGGUGGUGGAUAUGAAUGACAAUGCGCCUGACAUCACGGUGACGUCACUGCUCAAUACCGUGAAGGAAGACGCUGAAAUUGGUACUGCAAUUGCACUUGUUUCAAUUCUGGACAGAGAUGGGGGCAAAAACGGUGAAGUCAAAUGUGAAGUAUUGAAUUCGGCCCCGUUUAAAUUAGAGACAAAUUAUAGAAAUUAUUAUUCUUUAGUAAUUGGCAGAGCUCUAGACAGGGAACUCAUUUCGCAGUACAUAUCACUAUCAAAGCUGUAGAUGAAGGUACACCCCCCAUAUCUUCUACCAGUGUGGUUAUCAUCCAUGUUUCUGAUGUAAAUGACAAUAUCCCUCAGUUUUCAGAAUCUGCAAUUAAUAUAUAUGUGAGAGAAAAUGGUCCUA
Gasterosteus aculeatus aculeatus (three-spined stickleback) is the source of this 1676-nucleotide messenger RNA. NCBI's taxonomy places the organism in Eukaryota, Metazoa, Chordata, Actinopteri, Perciformes, Gasterosteidae. The record is from RefSeq and is a predicted model, not a curated record.